Messenger RNA from Rhea pennata, 12107 nucleotides. RefSeq names its product KIAA1671 ortholog. Lineage: Eukaryota; Metazoa; Chordata; Aves; Rheiformes; Rheidae. The record is from RefSeq and is a predicted model, not a curated record. Bases 277 to 6258 code for a protein of 1993 amino acids. The transcript is spliced from 14 exons.
GGGGUGUCCGGCCGUGCCCGGGCGCCGCAGCCGGGCAGGCCGCGGGGCUCCGCCGCGCCCGAACUUUUCCUUGGCAACUUCCUCCCGCCGGGAGAGAUGUGAUGCACCAUGCUGAAGUGAUCGCUUUCCUUGUGUUCUUAAUGUGAUCUUGGCAGACUCCACUUUUCACUAUGAGAAGUGAAUUGGCUCUUAUAACUCGGUUGCAGCAAAAAUGCAAAUUAUGGUUUUUCUUCCUUGUUGGAUUUUUCCAAUUCUGUUGAAUGUGUAAUUACAACUAUGGCAACAAAAGUAGAAAUAAAUUCUACUUUGGCGUCUUUGACGACUGUACCUGACUUAAAUGAAAUCACAAAUGAGGAUAAAUCACAGCAUGUGUAUGUAAGUGUGCUUUCAGAUGCAAGUAACAAGACAAAUGAACCUUCAGCAUCACUGACUGUUGAAGAGAAGAGAAAAUUCACGAAUACUUUGAGAUCUGCAACAAUGCCGACACUAGGAUCAAGGCCAAGACUUUUCCCAAAGCCUUUUUCUAAAGAGAAAUCUUCAGAUACUUUUGCAAAUGUAAAACCACCUGUUACAGCUUUCAGAUCAAGUAAUCUUAUUAGAAAGGCCACUGAAGAAACAUCGUCUGUUAAAGUAUUAAGUGGAAAUGUUCCUCCAUUAGUAGACCAAAAAGUAAUUGAAAGUGAAAAUAAGACUAACAGUGAAGUAGUUGCAAAUAUGACUUUCUACACUGGUCCCAGUGCUAAUACUGUCAUCCUUUUUGAGACAACUGGCACGGAACAAUCAAAGGUCGGCCUGGCCCCAGGAAAAAGGGCUAAUGAUGACCACAGAUUAUUUAGUGCUGUACAAACAAAAGAGCUUCAGUGUGUUGCAAAGCCUGAGAAACCAUCUCAGCCAUCUGAGACAUCCAGGAGAGCUGAAGGAUCUAUUCAUAGGCAGAUAUCACUUUCUUCUAAUCCUAGGCCAGUCUCUUGGAACUCCCUCAAAACUUGUGAAAAGAAGGAUGCUUAUGAAGGUAUUACAGGAGAGAGAACCAACGACGACACAAACAAUCUGAACAGUAGAGUUGUUUUUUCUGAUGUGCAGCAAAGGCUAAAACAUAGACCAGUAUCCGCUGUUUUUCUAGAAUCGUUAAGAGAUCAAAAGCAUCGCCCAAUGGAACCUUCAGAGGAAACAUCUCCUACAGAGAAAUCCUGGGUUAGAAAACCAAGGCCUUUGUCCAUGGACCUGACGGCUAAGUUUGAACAUAAAGAUCUUUCUUCCUGCAAAAAGACUUGCUCAUCUCAUGAGAGCAAGGAGAAUGUGUCUAUAACUUAUUUUACUGAUGUGAGCUGUCAUGAACAGUCUGAAAUGGGGCCAAAAAAUGAAGAAAUAGAAUUUAAUAAAGACAGUUCUUCUAAAACAAAUGUAAAGCGCAGUAGUCAGGAUAUUGGUGUCCUGAAUGGAGGGAAGCACAUAUGGGAAACGCAGCAUAAAUGUAAAAGUGAACAAAUUGAGACCAAACCAGAAAUAGCGACUAACUUGCAUGGUUCUGAAAGAAGCUGUGAAACUAGUAGUGACAACAAAACUAAUAAGGAGAUGAAAAAAAUGGAUCAAAAGGAAACUUGUAUGUUUCUAGCUCGUGAAAGCCCUGCAGUUUCCUCAGAAAAGGAGAACAGUAUCAAAAGGGGCAGUGUUAAAAAGCACAUUAGUUUGUUUGCUUCAGAAAGUCCCAGCACUCCGGUGGAUACAGAGCCUCUCCCAUCAACUGCUGAGAGGGAAAACAGAUAUGUGAACAUCCAACAGAGAAUCAAAGAACUUACAACCGAAAAUACAGACGGUAAACCAGGAAAUCUGCGCAGAUCCCUUCAAUCACGACCGCUUUCUGCAGACUUAACAAAGAUGUUUUCGAGUCCAGCAUCAACCAGUGAAUUCAAGCCGGAGAAACCUGUUGAAAUAAGAAGUGAUUCUACCAAUGAAAUACAAGAAAAUCAAAAAAGUAAGGAGAUCAAGCUCUCACAUGGCACAGAUUUCACUGAAGCAUAUGCUGUUGGGAAUCUUUGGAAACCCCGUCAGGUUUUAAAACUAACAAAUAAAGCUGAUCAGACAGAGACAAAAGGAAAUUCCCUUGAGAAAAGUGCUGACUAUCUCCAGCAAAGUGAAAGUUCUGUCUCAUUCACAAGCAGCUUUGAAAAAAAAUUAAAACCAACCGCGGUUAUAGAAAAGACCUAUGUUAAAACUGUCCGAGCCACCAUGUUUGACCAUAAUGUUCAGAGACAUAAUGUUGCUGUUGGUCAUUCUGGAAUUGAUUCUGCACUGAAGAUGAAUAAUGAAUUUGAAGGAAAACAUGAUGUGGCGACUUUGGGGCAUAACAGAGGAUCACAAGUGGGAGAAGCAGUGGAGGAAACUACUAGUAUAAAGCAGUAUCACAAACAAUCCCAUUCAUCAAAACAUAUAGCAGAUGUAGAAAAAAGUGGAAAACCACCUUGUUCAAAUGAAGGCAAGCAAGUGACUCGGGCAAUUCUAUUAGAAAAAUCUGCUCUUGAGAAAAGUGAAAAACACACUCCUAAAAAUGCAGAAGACUCUCUAACUUACCAAAGAAUAGAGCCAAGAUAUGAAAUCUUUCAAACAUUUGGUGAAAGAGCUCUUAGUGAAGCCAUUGCAAUAGCACCUGAAAAAAAGGCUGUGACACUCAGAACUAGAAAAUCAUCUGUGAAAGAGAAGAAAAAUGAUGGGGAUGUUUUACACACUGAUCAGCCAGCCACACUAAAUAAUAAAACUGACUACUUGAAAGAAGGUAGUAGUAUUUCAGAAACUAAAGACACAAAAGCUUUUCCAAGAAGGUUUACUUUUAAAGAACCUAAUGAUUUUUUCCCCAGUGGAUGUACUUUACCUGAACAGAGAAAAGACUCUGGUAAACCUGAAACUGAUCUGAUAGUAAUAGCAGAGAAAAUAUAUUAUUCUACAGACAAAAGUAAAUGCUUGGGACUAAAUGAACAAAAAAAUAAACUACAUUCUGAAGUUAAAAAUGAAGAGAGCGAAGUCUCUUCCAUAGAUGGAACAGAGAGGCCUAAUGUGACAAAAUACUCUUCUGAGAAAAGGAAUGUAAGACCAGGCAGAACAGAUGACCAUGAAUUCAGAACCAACUUUGGUCAUGAAGCUGUUUUAACCAGUGUAAAUAAGCAUGGGGGCCAAUCUUCAUCAAUGCUUUCAAGUGGACCAGUAUGUAAAUCUUCCAGUAGCCACCAUCCUGUUGUGGAAGUACUAACCAUUAGUAAAGAAGAAUCUAGAGCCUUUGAUUUAGGGAAAUGUCUAGACUCAAAGGGCAUAGAACAAAGCUUUAGCCUAAGUAGUAUAGCGCAUGAAAACAGAGAUAAAUUCAGAGUAACAGAACCAGAGGAAAAGGUCAGAAGAACCAAAAGUAGCAUUGCAGACUUGAAAAUUUCAGAAAGAUGGAGAAGGAAAACGUUGCCUCAGGAUUCUAUCAAGAUAGAAGAGGUUGGCUUGCUCACUCCUGAGAGUAUCAAAAGGCUGAAUAGAACAGAAUCAUUGCAAUUGGAAGAAGGCUCAGUUAAAAAGAGAAGCAAAAAAAGCAAAGAAGGAAUGGAAGGAAAUGAGGCAAACCAAACUGUUGUUGGUAUUCCUGACGAUUACCUGAAAAAUCAGAGUAUUGCUUUUGAACCAAAGGCAACUUAUUUUGCAGUUACUUAUCAGGUUCCUGGUGACAAAAAAGAGAAAAGCUUUGGUACUCCUAGUGCAAGUGAAACUAGUAAAAUUUUUCCCUCAAGUGAGGUAGUAACAACUAAUUUGGACCCUGUUUUUUCCAAAAGGUCCAAACCUGUAUUACAGCAACCAAAUAAAAAUACAACAUCUACAAAUUGUAGAGAAGACUCACGAGGUGUGUAUAUUAAUAAGGAUUGGGUCAAAGAGGAAGAAAAAAAUGAAAUUAACUUUUCCAAAAACAUUGCAUUCACUGAUUUUCAGGUAUCUGGGAAAGAUAACCAGAAGUAUCAUGAAAGAAGUCUGGAUUGCUCUAAAGAGAAAAUUAUAGAUGUUGAUGCUUUCCUCUUAAAACAGGACCUGGAAAAUACACCUCAAACUGAUCUCAAAAGUAGUGGAAGAAAAAUCUCUUCUUACCUUGAAUCCAGAUCUCCCCUACGUUUUCCACAGUCACAUAAAAAAAGUGAACUAGUAGGCCAGAAGAGUAAUGAAAAUAAUUAUGAUUUAGCUGGAGGGAAGACUGAGCAUGGUUAUAGAUCGCAAAUUCUUGAUAUUGAUGCACUUAUGGCAGAAUAUAAAGAAGAAUCUGUGAUUCAGGACAAGCUCUCUGAAGACCACAGUUUAUUUAAUAGGGAGUUACCAAAGAACAAAAGAAAUGUGUCAGAUUGGACUUUUUCCUCCAAUAGUUGGAAAGAGAGAAAGGGGUCAUCAGAUCACUGUUCUUUUAAAAACAAACAAGGUGACCAGGCAGAAGAGUACAACAGGCCAGAGAAAUUAAUCCUAAAUGAAAAGAACAGUGAGAAACUGGAAUCCUGUGGCCCUGAAUUUGAUAAGCAAAAGUCCAAAGACAGAAAGUUCAGCCCUCCUUACUGGGGAAAUCCUAGCAGCUUGUUUUCAGAUAAGUUAGUAAAUUCACCUGUGGAGUUCACCAGAAAAAAAACAUUCAUCAUUGAUGAAGAUCAGGAAGUGAGCUUAACUUCCAGCCAACGAAGCUUGACAUUCGCAAAUGAUAAGAUACAUCCUACAAAUGCAGUUGGUACAGACCAGAAGUUGGAAAUUAAUUUAGCUUCCAAGCUGUCCGUAAAGGCAGACAUUGGCCAGUUACAGAAGAAGUUGAUCACAAAAGAACAGUUUGUGGAUGUGGCUCCAGAAGGUGACUGGAGCAAAGAUGCAACAAGGAGCUUUAUAACUAAGAACAAAGAUGAUGCAAGUAGGACAUCACGUGACAGUGACUUUUCCAAUGCGAAGAGUAAAACUGACUGGAAAAAUUAUACAUCUGCUCUAGGAAAUGCACCACCAGAUUUAAGACGAUCAUAUUCAGAAAAGAGUCGCCAAGGAAAAGACAAUGUACCACUUACGAAAGAAGCAAGAGGAAGAAAGGAUCUGUAUCAAUUCAGACAGAGCUUCCCACCAGAAAAUAUGGAAAAUGGGUGGAAAAAAAAGAUGUCAUCUCAAUCAGAAUCUUUCUUCCGUGAAGAUAAAAAGGCUUCUGGAAAAGUGUGGACCAAGCAGAGUUCUGAAAAAUCAGAUGGAACAGACUUUACAUUGGUUUCUAUUCAGAGAAGAAGCUAUAGUUUCUAUAAAGACAGAAGGGCAGAUAACUGGACGGCUACUGUUAGUGCUCUUCUCCUGGCUUUUUCAGGGCUGACCCUUUACCAUCGAACUGCUGAUCAGCUGAAGCAGUGCUUCUCCAGACAGCCCCCUGAGGCUAAGGACACAGAUACGCUGGUGCAGGAGCCCGACAGUCAGUACGGUACCUGGAACGAGCAGCGGCACAGCGGGGACAGCUUUGCACCUGAAUCUCCUUCCUCAGAAAACAAUGUCAUUUCAACGAGAAGGCAACCACCAAACAGCCAUCCAUCUUCUCUGUCCUCUCAAACGGAACCUGCCUCCCUGGUUGAUCACCAUGAUUCCUCAAAAGACCAAAGGAGCACAAGUUUGGACCGUUCCAGCACUGACAUGGACUCCACUGAUGGCACUGAUUUACCUCCCCCAGGAGACACCUACCCUGAUGAAAAGACCACUGAUUUCUCUUUCAUUGAUCAAACCACUAUCCUGGACUCCAGUGCGCUGAAAACUCGUGCACAGCUCAGCAAAAAGAGACGCCACCGGGCUCCUAUUUCUCACUCUCUUAGAAGAAGCAGGGGAACAGAGUUUGAAAACAGAUUUUCUUUGGAAGAUCCAGACAGUUCGUGGAUGUUUAAAGAUUCCACAGAAGAGAAGAAAACUAUGCAACAGGAAGAUUCUGAUGAGGAAGAAAAAAUAUAUCGUACUGGGAAAUCAUCUUUUGUACAAGCUCAGAGACUUCCUGUGUUCCCAGGAAUGGAUCACUCUGUUCUCAAGGCCCAGUUGCGGAAAAGACAAGAGUCUGAGACUUCUGGUGAAAUAAGUUCUGCCCAGCUGUUUAAAUCCCCUAAACCACAAUUGCAGCAUGCUGUUCCUGGUAGCAGACUACUGCCCUCCAGCGUGGAGAAGGAGGACAGGUCAGAAGAAAAGUCUCCUCAGUGGCUGAAGGAACUGAAAUCAAAGAAGAGACAGAGCCAUUAUGAGAAUCAGGUUUGAAAAGAUAAUGAUGAAAAUUAGGAGAAGAUAUAGGAGUUUAACAGAAGCCUUAACUCAUCUGAACCUAAAAUUCACAUGUCAUGUUGCUGCUGUUUGCUUCCUGCCUCAACUGCUAUGUGCAUGGUGCCUUCCUGUUUUGUGGAGAAAGCUGCUUAAUGUUCAUAGUCAAAUACAAAGCUGUACCUUUUCAGAUAUGGGAGGAUAGUCACUUUAGCCCUACCUGGAAGAAGAACCAGUGUUUCAUAGUUAGCACUUCAGAGAGUUUUGAGAGAUUGUAAUGUUUGAUCUAGGAGUGCUGUGAAUCAGAAAAGUCCCCCUCCAUGUUGAGCGAAGACUGCAUUUCUACAUGUGUGUUCACUGACUCAAAAGUAUGACUUCUGGUAGGCAUGUCAGGUGUAACGCUGGUUUUGUAUUUGUUUAUGAAAUUUUAAUCAAUUUUAUCUUUUUUGUAAAAAAAAAAAAAAAAAAAAAAAGAAAAAAGAAAAAAGAAAAAAGUAAGCUCCUAUUUAGAAUUAAGUUUGUGCAAGGUGAGAGUGAAAGAACAAAUUAUGUUUACUGCCAUACUGAAAAAGGAAACUUGAUUAUUUUUUGUAAAAUGUAUUUUUGAUUGGCUUAUAUUUACAUGUGAUCUGCUGAUCUAGCAGAUGAAUAUAAUUUUUAGAUGAACAAAAUGUUAAUUUUUGUCAUUCUUGAAAUGGUAUUCUGUGUUUUGUCAGCAUGUGGAAUAAUUGCUUCAUUGGAAUGUCUUUCCUAAAAAAGAUCAAGCAAUAAUGUCAACCAGUUCUCUUUAAAAAUAAAUGUAAAUACUGUUUUUUAUUACAAAAAAGGAAGGGAAGAGGGAGGAUGUUAAACUCAUAUCAGGGUUCCAGUUAAUUAUUGAAUGUCACUUUAAUAGCAGUUCUCAUAGUCCCACUUCAUGUUUUUGUUCAUUAGUCUGUAAAUAGCAGUUUUACGUUUUUAUUUCUGCGCUAAUUUUGUGGGAUAAGCUAAAUGUGUUUUUUGAGUUUCUCAAAUUAAUUACCUAUCUUCUUUUGGUAAGUCCAUGGUUAUAUUAGCAGUGUAGAUAAUAUCCUGCAUAGCACUGAUGUUCUGAAUAUCACUGAUAUCACAAAUAUGUUAAUAUAGAUAUUGAAUACAGAUUCUGCUAUAUCAACAAAGAUGUCCAUUUAAGACACAGUUUAUUCUUUUCCUGAACAAGUGCUCUUUUCAGAAAACCUUUAAAAAUGUAACCUAACAAGGGAGUUUAUUCUCUCAUGUCAGUAUUCCUCACAACUCAGCUAAGAAAGUAGCAACAUAGGAAAAACUGAGAAUCAACAGAGUUCUCCUCGUUUUCUCCUCUGGUACCCUUCGGCAGCAAAGGGUUCCGCCAGGGCCCCCUGCAAAGCCUCUGUCGUAAAACCACUUCUUUAACCGUUUUGACCAGCAUAGCAGCUGGGGAGAGACAGGAGUGGAAACAGAUUGCUGCUUACUACAUUGCACUUCUUGUGUCCUACUGAUGAGAUUCUCUAAUUAUUCAAAAUAAUGCACCAGCACUUGAACUCCUUUUUGCUUUUUAUGAUCAGAAUUUCAGAAAGCUUGAUUUUUGUGGGGUACCGCAAGGGUGCAUCUGCUAACCGAAGUGGCGUGCCUGGUCUGCUGUCUAGCGAGCUUGUAGCUGCCAAAACUAUGUGCCAAUUCGUCUCAUGGAGAAGUCACAGAUGAGGUGAUCUAUCUUUCUUUUUUUCUUCUUCUCUCUCUCUCUCUCUUUUUUUUUUUUUGUUAACUCUCAGACUGCUCUUAGGAAAUCACAGCAGUAUGGCAGGAGACAAGUCCCAUAUGCACCUCUCUUCCCAGAUUUAGUUUCAAAGCAGUUUCCUAUACUUAAUGGAGAUCAAAUGAGUAUGUUUCUCUAGUUUAAAAGUCUUUGCUCAUUGCUUGUCCCACUUCACAUCAGAGCUGUUUUAGGGCCUCUUCUGCUACCAGUCAAGAUAUCACCAGGAUUUCUGCCAGUAUUUCCUUUUAUGUAGCUUGUUACCUAGAUGGAUUUCCAUUUGAUUGCAGUUGACCAGAGUAUUAAAGAGCUACUCUUAACUAAUAUUAAGAUGAGUUGUAUAUAUUUUUUUCCUUCUUCUUUAGAUGAUGGUGGAAAAGGCAACUCUUUUAGAAAAGCUUUGCAUAUGUGUCUUUUGGGGAUUUUUUUUUUGUUUGUUUUUAAAGACAGCAUUCAAAGUGUGUCAUCAGUUGUAACCAUCUAUGAUGUAUACACUUCAGUUAGUUUUAAGCAGCAAUGUUUGUAGGUGUGAUAGAGGAAUAAUGAUCGUUUCUCUUAUCAUUACUCAAGUCAGGUGGGGCUUACUUUAAAAAGUAUCUAGAAAUCAGGUAAAUUCCCCCUGCUUACAAGAAUAUUUACACAUGCUAAAUUUUAGAAUUCAGCAGGCUGACAGUGUUUCGUUACCAAUAUCUGGAGAGUUUAAUGCUUCUUGGUCUAAUAAAUGAAGACCAGAAAUUAUUAAAUUAAAUUGCAGUAUUUGCUCUGUGUGUGAGGAAACUGAGGGGAAGAACAUUAGGUUUCCACAAAGCCUUUGAAUGUAUAUGCAUUUCCACAUCUGCUUGGACAAUGCACUGAAACUUAGCUGUAUUUAGUAGUUUAACUUACUACUGAGAAAUGUUAAUGCUUAAAUGCCUGAUUAAAAAGCAUCUUUAGAAUGUUGUUGAAUGAGAAAGUGUUUUUUCUGCUCUAUCAUUUCUUGUAUAUGAAUUAAAUAUCUAUUUUCUUCUCUUCAGAUUCUCACUAUGUAAUAAGAGAUCUAUAUGUUAUUACUUCAUAAAUGAUAGAACAUACUGUAAUACAAAUUAUACAAUUUUAUUUUAAUUCAAAUAAUGCUUAUUAAGUUUUUCUUUUGUUGCCACAUGUUGUAUUUGCUGUUAAUAUAAGAUGGGAACGAGCUCUUAGUUUCAGCACUUUUUUCAGAUGUGAUUUUUUUCAUUGAGUAUUGGAAUCUGUAAUGAGAGCAGAUUUCAACUCUUAUGCUAACAGUGUUUAAUAACAAAUGUGAUGGAGAUCCUGGCAUUCCCUGUGGAGUACAGUGUAGUAGAAGUAUUUAGUCUGUUACUUUGAGACUACUCUACUUUUUUUUUCCUGCUGUUUCUUCAAAAGUUGUAUCAGUAGAGCACCUUUUUAAAAAGUGAAAGUAGAUGGUUUGUGGAAUUUAAAAGUGUUUAUUUUCUGAUUGCAUUUUUCUCUAACAGAAAUCCUCCCUCAGUUUUAAUAUGGAUACAUACAGCCUUCCUAUUUCUUCUUACUGCAACCUCCAGCUAUGGAUUUCUUUCUUUUCAUUUUCUGUUUGCAGAUCCACCUUGUUAAAGUUUGUAUAGCUUUAAUUUUAGUAGUUAUUUGUUCGAAAGUUUACUGCUUUGGUACUGCUUCUAUUUACUCUAUAGAAAGAUGCAACAUUUCUGCUCUUUCAGCCUUUGAACUCCAAAACCUUUCUAGAAUGUGGUCUGCUAGGACUCAAACCUCCCACCUUCAUGCUUGCACAGAGGUUUCCCUUCACUCUGGUAUUUUGUUUGCAGGCAAUUAUUGGCAAACUACUGGAUGCAUUUAAUGUAAGAUUAAUAAAUGCAAACUGUUACUCAGUUGUUAUAUCUGGAGCAGCAGCAUCAGUUAGGUGACAAGUUUAAGUACGUGUGCAAACAUACUGAAAUAUGCCCCGUCUUAGGGAAUUAAACUGAGGAUGUGGUUUGAUGUCAGUGUUACUUGGAGAGCUGAUACACCAAAAGAUAUUGGGGAUCAGAGCAGUUCCAAGACAAAUAUCAUAUUAAUAUUUAUACACCUUUAAGUCUCUGCCCAGAGAAAUGAACUCCUGUCUCUACGCUUUUCACUUACUAUGGAAGGAGAAAACCUUAUUGCUGAUACUACAAUAAUAUUACGCUUACUAUUACUGCUUGUGGACAUCAGGAAUGUCUUUGGCAUACAUCUUAUUUAACUGUCUGGAGCCAAAGGAAUUGCAUAUCCAGAAACCCUGUGGUCCCAGUCUAAAUAUGUCCCAGUUCUGUGGUACCAGGAACGUGGUUAGAGUGGAUCCAUAGGAGGAGAGCAGAAUUGCUGGCAUGAACCAGGCCUAAUUUGUUUUGUUUUGUUAAAAAUCGUGAAGUCAGUUGGAUGUAAUGUUUUAGGAAACAGCAGUGUGUUCCAUGCAUGUGAUGGGGUGGAAGGGGUUUACUGGUCACUAAAUGCAGAUAGCUAACUUUGAAUGGUAAAACUGCACUUUCUACUGGGAUUGCCUGGAGAUGGGAUGGAGAUGGGUGCAGAGCUCAGCUCUCCUGAAGUAGCUGCAUCCGCCUUGAGUCCUUCUGUCUGCUGUGGCCAUGUCCUGGGGUAGGGAUGUUCUUUUGUGGCCGUGUUUUCAGUGUUGUUUACUGCUACUGCAAAACCAGCCCCAACAAAAACAAACUAUUCCAGUAAAAGCAGGGUUGUCCUUACAGCUGUGCUCCGCCGAAGAAGGCGUUGUUGGUCAGCGAUCGCUGCUGUCCCGUUCCUGAGGGGCAGUUGCGCAAAUCCGUGGCGUGGACACAGCGAAGCAGCCGGCCCCCGUCCCGGAUGGCAGGGCGCAUGCGGUGCUGUGUUAGAUGAGGAGCCCAGGCGCCGCCCUCGGGGCAGCUCCAGACCCAGCGGCUUGGCCCUGCUCGGGAUAGAAAUGGUGUGAAGGAAAAGCAGAUGCUUGUUUUCGUAUUGACUUGACCUCUGAACUCAUGAGAGUCCUCAGCUGCUGCUCUUCCUAGAUCCUCCUGUGAAUUAGGGAACGAAAGAUGUGCUUUUAGGAAGGACAGGACUUGCGCGGCAGAGACCAGACUCCAGGGAGGUUUAGCUGGACCCGGGGAUGCAGCCCGCUGAGGCUCCUCGCCCGCAACUGCGGAGCUGAGGCACCUCUGGCUCCCGCCGGGUCUGUCCCGCGCGGAUGCGAGCGGAGGGGGCGAGUGACGGGCCUCGGUGGGAGGACGAGGUUCGGAGCAGCCUGUCCUGAUCGGCGUCAUUCCCGACGCGCUUGGAGCCACUGCUUGGCUGCCUCCCCCCGCGGCUGUCAUCCUCCCAGCUCAGAGUACUGCUGCACAGCUCUCGUCUGAAAUAGCUUUUCAUGCUAUUGGUGGGAUUUGGAAAAGGAGGAGGGACGAGGUCUAAUGGCUGAUGGGUUCUCCUCUUUCCAUGUUAAACAUGAUGAGAGUAUGACACAGCUAUUGUAUAGAUAACAGUUUUUUUAUAUCAUUCUACAUAGCCUUAUAGAAUAUGUAAAUAUGGGUCACACAAAUACAUUGUGCUAUAGAAAAUAUUUUGUACUACAUAGUUUCCUAAGUAAUAAAGAUAUUCUGAUUGUUGUGUAUUGUAUUGUACAAUUAUGAUUCAAAGUUUAGCUUUACCAGAUACUGAAAAAUCUAUUUUCUAACAAUAUGCUGUGAGCAUCUCUCGUAGGGAUUUGAGAGGCUGACAGCAAAAGGCAAUUGAGUUCUGUAAGGAAGAGAAGUUCGAUGAGAUCCUAGUGUCCAUUCUGUCAUGUUUUUGCAAUUGCCUUAUCAGUGUACAAGGUCCAUGAGUUUGAACAUGAAGAUUCAUGGGCACCGUAGCCACCACAAAACUAAAUGUAAGCGGGGAUGCUGCCGAGGAACGGACUGGUAAGAAAACUCCUGUAUUUUUAAUCUGUUGAAAAUAGGCACUGUCAUGUUUGGUAAAAGAAACAAAUUAAUCCAUUCCACUUUCUCCUUUGAGUACUUCUUCUGUAUAGAAGUGAUUUUAUAUUUUACAGCCAAGAGGUUUCAUAUUCAAAGAAAAGAUGAAAAUGUGAAAAGGAACUGCAAUAAAAAAUGAACUAAAGAAA